ACAGUGUCUGGUACAAAGACUUUAAUGCAGUUCUGUAGCCAUUGUAGUGUUCAAUGGGUGUAAUGAUGUGAUCGUUAACAGGAGGACAGAAGCAAAUUCUAGAGGAUGAGGUUAAUCAUUAACAGUAGCUCCACUUUAUGUUGUACAGUGAUGCUGUCAGUCUGCACUUCACUUCCUCCUGUCACACACAGUUCACCUGUUCUACAUCUGCCAUGCACCAACAAAGAGCCAUGUACAGACAGGACUGUAUACUCCCUGAUAGUCCUGCAGGUCAUCUGUGGUCAUCCAGACCUGCGAUGUGCACACCUGAGCAGUCAGCAUCACGCUGGAGCUGCCAGCAGGACUCCAAUCAGUCGUGUCCGGUCUGCCUGCAGACUGCCAGCUUCCCUGUCCAGACCAACUGUGGUCACCUGUUCUGUGCUCCCUGUCUGAUGGCAUACUGGAGACAUGGCUCCUGGUUGGACGCCGUCAGCUGCCCUCUGUGCAGACAGAAGGUCAGCGUGUUGUGUCAUCUAUUCAGCGACAGUCGAUCAGACCGCCAGUCAAAGGAAGUCCUUGUGGAAAUAACAGACUACAACAAACGUUAUUCUGGAACUCGAAGGAGGGUGACAGACUACCUGUGCGAUGCCCCCCUACUCCUGCACGUACUGGUCCGGGGCCUGGGAACUAUGGGAGGACUGGUGUGGCUGUUCUUGUUCAGAGUGGCUCUCUGCUGUGUGCGGACGCUGGUGUCUUUUGCCUCCUGUUCCCUGGAGUCCCCCUCCUCACCCACAGCCCCUCUGGAGACAAUCUCCUCCCUCUGCGGACUGCUGGGGGUCCUGGACGACCUGGCGGUGGUCAUCCUGCUCCUGAUCUGUGUUAUCAACAUCAAUCAGCAGAUGGCUCCAGACACAGGAGGAGAGAGGGGGUCAGUGUGACUGACCUCAGGAUAAUAAUGAACCAGAGACCUGAUGUUGGAAACUGAUGUCAAAUAUAAUGUCAAUAGUUUAAUGGGUUUAUCAAUAUUAAUAGUUAAUAUCCUGUUUUGAAGUUAGUACAAUUUAAUGUUUAGGUUAACAUUGAUUCAUUUUGAUGAAUU
Messenger RNA from Labrus mixtus (cuckoo wrasse), 1078 nucleotides. Its product is annotated as RING-HC_RNF170 domain-containing protein. The coding region runs from base 138 to 917 and encodes 259 amino acids. NCBI's taxonomy places the organism in Eukaryota, Metazoa, Chordata, Actinopteri, Labriformes, Labridae. The record is from RefSeq and is a predicted model, not a curated record. The transcript is spliced from 6 exons. Gene Ontology annotation, molecular function: ubiquitin protein ligase activity.